This is a messenger RNA of Prorocentrum cordatum, 1011 nucleotides long. NCBI's taxonomy places the organism in Eukaryota, Dinophyceae, Prorocentrales, Prorocentraceae. The record is from the annotation of a GenBank genome assembly.
AUGCAAGCACUGAUUGGGGAAAAACUGGUCCCUGGGAAGGGCUAUCUUUGUUCACGACGCGCGAGCCUGCCGCAACACAUGGCGGCCGAGGGCGGCGCCGAGGUCGCGCGAUGGCUCGACCUGGCCAGCCUGCAGCCCCGGCAGGCGGCGCUCCUCGCGCUGCUGCGGGCCACGGUCGACCGCCUCGGGCGGGCGGGCGUGCCCUGCUGGGUCACAGGCGGCACGCUGCUGGGCGCCCUGCGGCACGGCGGCUUCGUCCCGCACGACGACGACGUGGACCUCGAGUGUGCGGAGAGCGACGCGCCGAAGGCCCAGGCGGCCGUGGAGGGGCACCCCCGCCUGACCUUCCGCUACGGCGGCCACUGGCAGACCACCCGCGUGGCGCACGUGGGCCUCCGCGGCACCGACGUGGAGCUGGACGUCUUCCUCCGGGAGGCGCCGAUGCUGGCGUCGCGCGACUUCCCCUCGGCGGAGGAGGUCUUCCCCCUGCGCGAGCUCGACUUCCACGGUGCCCCGGUGCCGGGGCCCGCGGAGCCGCUGGCGCUGCUGGGCCGGCUGUACGGGCCGGACUGGGAGGGCACCGCCCGCGUGUGGAGCCACGCCUUCAACCACUGCCACGGCCUCUCCCACGAUCCGAAGGGCAAGGUGACACUUCCGCUGGCCGAGUACAACGCUCUCGUGGCCUCCGCGGGCUACCAGCCGCCCCCUCCACAGACUGCCUCUGGACCCGGACGAGGCGCUGGAGGCGGUGCUGGCCGCAGGGGGCGCAGCGGAGGCGCUGAGGGCGGUCCGCGAGGCCACGUGGCUGGAGAACCUCAGGCGCAAGAACCGCGAACAGGCGGAAGCGAGGCUGGAGCUGCGCGGCAGCUGAGCCGGGCCAGCGGCAUCUCCUCACCUUCGCCUUCCCACCGUUUCCGCCCCCCCCCGCCCUUCUCAUUCGCUCACUGCCUCCCCCCUCCCGAGAGACCGACAACAUGGGCUCUCAGAGGAAGCGAAACAUGUGAGCAUCAG